Molecule: messenger RNA, 951 nt
Organism: Aspergillus brunneoviolaceus CBS 621.78
Lineage: Eukaryota; Fungi; Ascomycota; Eurotiomycetes; Eurotiales; Aspergillaceae
Product: adenylyl-sulfate kinase
Exons: 2
Coding region: 169-804 (211 amino acids)
Biological process (GO): sulfate assimilation
Molecular function (GO): adenylylsulfate kinase activity; ATP binding
Source: RefSeq, a predicted model, not a curated record
GGCCCCGCCGCCGUGCCAAUGAGUGAGUGAGUAGGAAAGUAGUUUAGCCAGGUUUCGCCCUUUUUUCUCUGACUCCCCCUCCUCUCCUCUUUUCCUUCCUACAACAUCUCCCUCUUCCCAGAUCCUUCAUCCCAUAACUUCCCCUUAACCCUCAAAACCUCCUUCAAAAUGGCCACAAACAUCACCUACCACGCGAGCGCCCUGACGCGCAGCGAACGCAGCAACCUGCGCAAACAACAAGGCCUCACGAUCUGGCUGACGGGGCUCUCCGCCUCGGGCAAAUCGACUCUGGCCGUGGAAUUGGAGCACCAACUGCUGCACGACCGGGGGGUGCACGCGUACCGACUGGACGGGGACAACAUCCGGUUCGGCCUGAACAAGGACCUGGGGUUCAGCGAGGCGGACCGGAACGAGAACAUCCGGCGGAUCGCGGAGGUGGCCAAGCUGUUCGCGGACAGCGCCUCGAUCGCCAUCACCUCGUUCAUCAGCCCCUACCGCAAGGACCGGGAUACCGCCCGGCAGCUGCACGAGGUGCCCACGCCCGGCGAGGAGACCGGGUUGCCCUUCGUCGAGGUGUACGUCGAUGUGCCCGUGGAGGUGGCCGAGCAGCGCGACCCCAAGGGUCUGUACAAGAAGGCCCGCGAGGGCGUCAUCAAGGAGUUCACGGGGAUCAGUGCCCCCUACGAGGCGCCGGUGAAGCCCGAGGUGCACAUCAAGAACCAUGAGGUCCCCGUGCAGGAGGCUGUGCGCCAGAUCAUUGAGUAUCUCGAUUCCAAGGGGUACCUCCCUCCUAAGUCUGCUUAGAUUUAGAUCUAUUUGUUCCAGGGGGGCAAAAGAGGGGCGGUGGAUAGGGUGCCUGAAAUAUAGAAUAUUUCCUGUUGAUAAUUUUGGCUGUCUUGCAUAGAGUGCAGAUGGAGCUUCAGAAGAAAGGUGGGCUGCGUUGAAUCUGUA